Theileria parva strain Muguga is the source of this 1130-nucleotide messenger RNA. It is a transcript of the gene wdr82-a, whose product is annotated as WD domain G-beta repeat protein. The transcript has 10 exons. Gene Ontology annotation, cellular component: Set1C/COMPASS complex. Gene Ontology annotation, molecular function: protein binding; chromatin binding. Bases 1 to 1020 code for a protein of 339 amino acids. NCBI's taxonomy places the organism in Eukaryota, Apicomplexa, Aconoidasida, Piroplasmida, Theileriidae. The record is from RefSeq and is a predicted model, not a curated record.
AUGUCAUUCGAAUACAUGAAUCAGUCAACCAUUUAUGAUGAUGCAGUCAUUAAAAGUUUUAAUGUCUGUGUUGCUUUUAAGGAUCGGUUUUCCUCCACUAAUGGAAUGGACUGGGAUAGAACAGGAGAGGUUAUGGUAAACUCCUCAUUUGAUAAGACUCUAUACAUAUAUUCAGUCAACAAAUCAUGUGUCACAAACGUACUUCAAAGUAAAAAACACGGAGUUGAGCUGGUUAAAUUCACAAAUGAAGGACCAAGACAUAUUUUAUGUUCAUCUGGGAAAGAAUCACCUAACGUAUCCGUUAGACUUUGGGACAUUGUAGAGAAUCGAUAUGUAAAAAGCUUUUCACUAAAUACACACUUGUCCAGAGGGGUGGGGAUAGUUUCUCACCCGAAUAGAACUAUGAUGAUUACUAACGGUUGCGAUGGGACCGUCUCUGUGUACGCACUCGAUAACACAACACCAAUAAUGACAUAUACAAGUUCCGGUACAUCAGUGGCUUCCUUUGAUUAUGACGGCAUGAUAAUAGGAAAGUAUUCUGGAUCAGGUUCCAGUUCAAAGACAUUCUCACUAUAUGACCUAAACAAACUACAGUCUCCAUUUAAAACGUUUGAUAUCUCUAAUGUACUGAAAAGGACUGAAGAAGUUAAUAGUGUGUUGUUCAACCCUAACGGAAGGUUUGCGGUCUUGGGGACUAAUUUUAGACGACUGGUGUGCGUAAAUACAGUAAACGGGUCGGCUAUUUUCGCAUCCUGUUAUGGAGAUAUACCAGCGUCAAAAUCAUCAGAGUCUGACAUAUGCUACCCUGCAAUCUCUCCAGAUGGGAAAUAUCUUAUCUCAGGGUGCUCAGAUAAUACUAUAAGGGUUUGGAACUUCAAAGGUCAGCUUAUUUCAACCCUCAAAGGCCAUGAAGGGCCACCUGCAUUCGUGUCAUUUAAUCCCCGAAAAGCUCUGAUAUCUUCAGCUUGUAUAAAAGUAGCAUGGUGGAUGCCUAGCUUGAAAAUUGGAAUUGAGGAAUAAAAUGUUAUUAGAUUUCUGUUAAAUUGAGAAACUCCAUGAAAUAAUAUAAUCAACCAUCUAACCUCAGAUUUUUGUUUAAUUUCAAUAAUAGUAAUAUAAUCGGAUCCAUA